Molecule: messenger RNA, 31037 nt
Organism: Porites evermanni
Lineage: Eukaryota; Metazoa; Cnidaria; Anthozoa; Scleractinia; Poritidae
Source: the annotation of a GenBank genome assembly
AUGUUAGGUGGCCUAUUUAGUCUUAACAUGGCUGGCAACGAUUAUCAAUGGGGUGACUUUUCCGCUAAAGAACUUGGACGCGCCGAAGCUGUUGUUUUUGCAAUUAACAGUAUCAACAGGAAUUCCACUCUUCUUCCAAACGUGUCCCUCGGUUACGAUAUAAGAAAUUAUUGCGACAGCAGUGCGGAGGCCAUGCAGAUAGCUUAUGACUUCAUGCGUGGUAGCGAUCCAGUAUGUAUGUAUAAAUCGAACUCCACAACGUCCGUAAAGAGUAGUUUCAAUAGGUGGCUGGGAUCCAAGCCCAUCUCAGCGCUUAUUGGUCCUUACAAUUCCGCCAGCGCAAUCCUGGUGGCAAGCCUUCUUCAGGUUUGUGACAUUCCCGCCAUUACGUCAACUGCAACUAGCACAGAGUUAAGUUCACAAUUUUACAAAGACUUUUUUAGGACAGCCCCUUCUGAUAGGUGGCUAGCAAAGGCCAUGGCAGACAUCAUAGACCUCUUUGAGUGGACAUACGUGGCGGCUGUGGGCUUAGAUGACUCUUAUGGACUUAAUGGGAUUUUGGCGCUGGAAAAAGAGUCGUACAGCAGAAGCACGUUCUGUAUUGCUUUUUAUGACUUAAUCCCACGCCUGGACCACCGCGAGAAGAUAGAGCAGACAAUUGCCAAACUUAAGAUGCACCCUAAAAUCGGAGUGAUCAUCGUUUGGCUUUAUGGCAAAUAUCUUGAAACAUUUUUUGUUGAGGCAAACAAAGUAGAAAUGCAAGGAAAGACCUUGAUACUAACAGACGGAAACAGCAUCGAAGAAACAUUUCUCCUGGAUCCCGGCUUCAAAUUGCUUGAAGGUUCUCUAACAAUAGUUGCAUACGACUAUCCUGUUCAGUCUUUUGAGGAGCAUCUUAAAAGGGUCACACCUGCAAAAAGUGAUGACGGUGGCGUGCAAUGGCGAGGAGAACUUUGGAGAUCACAAUUUAACUGUUCAAUUGCCAAAUCAAUUGAUUUAGGGAUUGCACCUUGCAAACCAAAUCUCACGUUUCACCUUGCGCUUUCUGAGUUACGAAGUUCCUUUGUAUCGUAUGUCAUCGAUGCUGUGUACGCCAUUGCACAUGCCUUGGAUAACAUUUACCGCUGUAUCGCUGAACAAGGUUUUCGGAAUGCAAGUAGGUGUCCUUCUAUCAAUCCGACCGUUAACGGAUAUGAUCUACAGAAAUACCUCAGAAACGUCAGUUUUGAUGGUCUAACUGGAAAAGUGCAAUUUGAUAAGUUUGGGGAUGCUUUGUCUGCAUCAUACAGCAUCUUAAACUUCCAACGUUCAUCAGCCACAGACAAAUAUCUCAGAAAGGUGCAGGUGGGGACUUGGGACAAGAACGCGAUUCCUAAACUCAGGCUAAAUACAUCACUUUUGCGAUGGAAAAGAUUCUCAAAUCCGGUAUCUUUCUGUUCAUCUGAAUGCUUACCAGGCACUAAAAAGGAAAUGACUUUGCCAUGUUGUUGGGACUGCAUUAGGUGUCCACAAGGAACUAUCAGCGCCAAGAACGGAUCCGACAACUGCACAAAGUGUGAAUCAGAUGCAAAGCCAAACGAGGAGCGCACACUGUGUGAAAAAUUACCAGUCGUCAACAUCAAGCUCACAACCACCGUUGGAAUCAUCCUAGCGGUGAUUUCUUCCAUCGGAUUUGUUUUCACAUUGUUAGUUUGCGGCAGCUACAUGAAGUUUUAUAGCACCCCAGUUGUGAAGGCUUCUAACAGAGAGAUCUCUUGUCUGUUGCUGUGUGGAAUUUCAUUCCUCUUUAUUCUUGCGGUUCUUGAACUUUUGGAACCCAGAAAUUCUCUUUGUAGUGCCAAAACCUUCUGGCGCUAUUUUUCUCUCAAUCUUUGUGUCACAGUUCUGUUUCUGAAAACGAUGCGAAUAACAAGCGUGUUUGAGGUUGAUAAAGUGGCGCAGUUGUUUGCACCGUGUUGCAAAACCUUUACAAGGCAACUCAUUUUUCUUUCAGUCAUGAAUCUAGCUUCCAUUUCUUUACCUGCCCUGUGGAUCUUUUUCGAUCCCCCAAGCCGUAAAAAUAUCAUCCGCUUCGAAGAGUACGUCUUUCUUGUGUGCAAACCAUUUGAGACCAACAUCGGGCUCGCCCUGUUCGUCGCAGUCUGCGCUUACACGUUAACUGUAGCCCUCUUGUGUACGUAUUACGCUUUCAAAGGAAGAAACAUUCCAGAAAACUUCAACGAGACAAAAUACAUAGCAUUUUCUAUGUACAUUCUCCUACUUUCAUCAAUAGCAUAUUACCCAGUGGUGUUAACGUUUGAGAGCCGGUACGUAACACUGGUGUCUUGCUUUACCACAUUAGUAACAUCGUUUGGUUUGUUGGGUUGCUUGUUCGGGCGCAAAUUUUACGUUCUUCAUUUCCGUCCCCAGCAAAACACCGUGAAUUACGUCAGAUCGCAGGUGUCGAACUUCUCGUUUAACAUCGUAUCCGGAGCUAAGGCCUCAGAGGUUUAAUUCCACUAAACCCCAUGAGUUGUCAAGAACACAUAAUUAAAGAAAACAGUGCUUUUUGAAUUGUCCAACAAAAUACCUAAAAACGGACAAAACGGGAUUCCUUAUCAAGGGUUUCUCGAGAAAUAUUUGUUGUGACGUUUGUUGUAAUCAUUUGUCAAUGCAGCCGGGAGGCAACGCUUCCCGUUUCCUUUUGCACGAGUAGAUAUUGUACUGAUGCAAAACGUGAGAAAUAUUUUUUUUGCAGAUAGUGUAUUUUGAGAUUAGUGCAGGAAAAAAUAUCGAUAACUAUUUAGGUUUCCCUUUAUAUUAAUCAGAUUGUUCUUUUUUUUUUGGAGAGGAUAAAUAGGAUGCUGAUAAUUUCUUCCUGUUGUGUGCACUUGUCUUGAGAAAAAAGUUGGCUUUCAAAUUCAAAAUUUUUGAUAGUAUGUUUUGUUAAUAACACAUUAUAACCACUUACCUCUGUUGACGUCCUCCUCGUAUAUAUCUAAUUUUGGUUAUGGUAAAUUCAAUUCAUAAUAAUAUAUUGCUUGCCAAUACCUCUUAUUAUGCUCGAAGAUUCUAUUUAAAGUUUAGGUUUUGCGGGUGACGGAAAGCUUGCCUUUUCCCAUUUGAAGUAGAGUAGGGUAUUCAAAAUGUGAGAAACGUUUAUUUACGUAUUUAUCCAUUAUUUACUCGUUAACACAACAACAAAUUUUAAGGUAAAUUUAAACUAAAGAAAAAUCUGGUCCAGACCCCGUCAAAAAGUCGGGGACAGUUAACUGCUAAAUUUAUAAAUAAAAAAAACUGGCGUUUUCAGAGGGCUAUAGGCACCUGUGGCACUGUGAAAACUCCAGUGUUUCUUUAUAACAUUUAGCAGUACCUGUACCACUUUUUCUGAUGGUUGUGGAUCCAUUUUGCUGUCGUGUAAAUGGCCCUUAAAUAUCUUCUCUUCGCAAUGAUAGCUUUUGUAAGCUAAUCGACACUGGAAAAGAAAAAAAGAGAAAAGAAAACAAAAUUUUUAAGCGUUACAAGGAGAUACAAAAUAUUUAAAAAUAAUUGACAGAUGUACAUUACCGGCAAGUUUCUUAAUUUAUCUAAAAAGUGGAUGUAUAAACCUAAAUUAAUCCUACAAUUUUAGAAAAGAAGAAUAGGCUCAUUUUAGGAAGCCUUUGUGUAAAAGAGGGUUCAAAUUCAUCCAGAAAGGAAAUACUAUUCCACUUUAUAUUCUUACACCGAAUCUAUAAAAUGUGUUUUUUCCAAAAAUUAUUUCCCCAAGUCUUUGAAACCUAGUAGUCUUUUCUGUCCUAUCGGAGACGCCAUGCAUAAUAAAACAGAUUGAUUUAAAGAUUAAAAAUCCAGUGGGACGAUAUGGAUGGUGCGCAGUGGGCAUGCAUUCAACUAAUAUAGGAGGGCUUUUUUGUAUAAUUUUAAUUAUCCGGUUCCCCAAGAUGUAUUAAUAGAGCAACUUGGCCCCACAUAGCAAUAUCAUAAUCUAUAUACGCGGCGGGAUCAAAGAUCGAUGUAUGUCCAUAGAAAUAGUGCCAGGAAGACGUAAUGUCUUAAAUUUUGCAAGAAUUCCAAGAGAUCAUGCUGCUGAUCUCUAAUGCUUCACGGGGUGAUGCUUCCAAGUGAGCUUUGGGUCAAAAAGAAUGAAAAGGUACUUAUCAUAGUCUUUCCUUUGUAAGGAAAUGAAGGAAUUUACAUCAUCGCGUCUUAAGGUUUUAUGUUUACAAUGAAAUCAAUUUGUUUUUAAUUAGUUACAAUCAAAUAGUCAUAAAAUUUGAUUUUGGAGAUUUAAUUGUUUCCCAUCAGCCAAGACGUGCAUAACCACUAUAUAUACUGAUCUACAGUGUAAAAGGCCUUUUUUUAAAUCGUUAAAUACGCAACAGGACUAUAUUAAUCUCUUAUCAAUAUCAUGACUUAUGUGUUAUUGACAAUGUUAUUAAAGUUGUGUUGGGUGGAACAGGCCCUUAAACUUUAAAGCCAUAUUGAGACUGAGAGAUUAUAUAACGUGUUCAUCAAUAAAAGAAUAAAUGAUAGACAAAGUGAACUUGGUCUGCAGUUAUUCGGGUUAUUAUAUUUAAAUACUGGUAUUACUUUUACCACCUAAAACUUUGAAGGAUCGGUGGCUUUCUGGGUUGGCCUUUCUAAUUAAUAUACUUAAGGGUAACCUUUAGGAUUCGAUCAGGGCCGGCAAUAUAGCCCUAGGGCUUUAUUUGAAGAGAGAGAAUUUAUUUAAACUUCACAUGGUAAAGUACCGUUUAUAGGGCCCGUUUAUGUGGAGGAAAGUUGCUCUGGGAAAGACCGUCACCCUCCCAGAAAGUUCAACUUUACCUAGCGUAUAUAUGAGCAAAAUUGUGACCUUUUGCCCGAGACAAGAGCUAACAUCAGCACUCGCGCAUUCCCUGAUGAACUUGCAUUGGCUCGACUGAAUUGACGAUCCGGCUGGCCAUACAUGAGCCACAACAGUUUUAUGAGGAGAAAAGGCGGGUCUUCCUCAUAGCUGAGCCAACUUCUUGGUUCUCAUUUAAACGGUUGGCCUAGUUUUGUAACGAAAUGUAUGAAAAGUUGGCUCGCCAUGGCAGCUUGCAGUAUUGUAAGUGCUGAUAGAAAUCCAAAAAAACUAAAAUAUUUGCUACAAUAUGAAAAUUUACGUUUUCCCUUUUGAAGUAGUCAACAUAGUUAUACAAAAAUUGAGAUAUGACGUUCAGGACAAAAAUGCCCAAACUAAUUUUGUCGCCAGUUGUUUAUUCUAAGAUCUACGUCAUGUUGCUUUUAUUGGAACAGGAAAAACACCCGUAAGGGGUAAUGCUCACUAUAUUCGUAGUUCGUUUUAGGGAAAAUAAAUGUGAUGUUGAUCAUUUCUUGUGGUUGUAUUUUACUUUUUGAGAGUUAAUUGGUUUUUCAACUCAAAAAUAGUCGAUAGUGUUUCUCGUGAGUAACCGCAGCUUCGUCAUCUGUUUUUUUCCAAGUUCGUUGUUAGAGGAACGGUGUGAUCCAGUUGACAGAAUCGAUCGCUGUGUGCUGAAGAAUUUUCUGGAGGAAUGUCCUGAAAUCUUCUGCGGAACAAAGGUAAAUAUCACCGCUACUACUGUGUUGCAGUAGAUUAUUUUACCAUAUGGUUUUAAGGCCACCUGCUAAACGAGAACAUGCAAACAAUUCGUCCAACAUUGUAUCUGUUAUACACAACAUUCUCUCCGUACAAAACCCUUGACUGACAAGCACCAAUGCCUUUAAAUACUACCAUCCUACUAACAGAAAUACAACGACCCAUUUAACCUACUAUUAAUUUUAAGUCGCAUCUGCUCCAUUGAUGAUUUCUUAUAGCCAAAUUCGUUGUAUGGCGCUGCGUGUGAAUGGGUUUUUUCUUUUCCGUCAAUCAUUUGAGUUGGGUUGCUCCUAAUGCAAAUCACAAUUCAACGUUCUCGCCCAGCUUGGCGCGCAGAAAGAAAAUUGAGAAUGACCCUAAACUGCUCAAGAAUAACGAAGGAAAACGCGAUGAUGAGUAGAAUUUUUGUUGAGGGAACGAGGUAGAUAUUGCUUUAUUCUUGUAAGAGACAAGAAUAAGAAAGAUCAUAAAAUUAGUUUCGAAGAAAACUAGUCGAUCAUUGCCUAAAACUGUGCGAAACACGGCGAUCACAAGCAGCGAACCUUGAAACACAGAAACAAACAAAGGUCCGCUAAGAUGAUUGACGGAACAGAAAAACACAAAAUUCCUUCAAAGUCUGCAAACUCGCAGCGCGAUACAACGAAUUUAGCUAUAAUAACCGCUGCCACGAAGUUAUAGACUUUCUGGAAUAAAAAGAGGAAUCAACAGUCGCCGCUUUCUAAAAUUUAGCUACUGCGUAAGCGACAUCCAACGUAAACUCUUAAACGCCCACGAACACAGCGGAACACCUCAGACAGAGCACAUUUGUCAUCCCAUGUCCAACUCCAGCUUGGUCUGCUUGUGCAGGGAAGACGCAGGAAGAGGAGCCAGGGUGCUUCCCCCUUACGUUUUGUGCUAGUGUGGCCGAGCGGUUUAAGCGUUGGACUUGUAGUACAAUACAAAACACUUUAUUACGACUCCUCUUCACGGGGCUACUUUGUUGUAAUAUAGAAUAAUAACAAAUAUAGAAUAAUAACAAAUAUGUUGUUCGGGGACCCCGACUUCAAGUCCUUUCCUGACCGCUAGCUGGAUUAGUUCUCGGCAGUCCCUAGUUCAAAUCCACGACCACAACCGGUUUGCCUCACUAUUAUUAUUAUUAUUAUUAUUAUUAUUAUUAUUACUAUUAUUAUUAUUAUUAUUAUUAUUAUUAUCAAUUCAUUGUUAUUAUCAUUAUUAUUUUCAGAAAGAUAUAAUAUUUCCUUAAGUUGUUCAGUUUCACCAGAUACCUUUUCUCUAUUCUAGAUUUAAUAAAUGUAAUAGAGAAGAAUUACAAAUGUAUUAAGCAGAGGUUACUUUUCCUCGAAAUGAACUGGCGUACAUGCACUACCACUGCUCGUUGAGAAUUGGCUGAGCAUAAAAAAAAAAACCGAAAUUUAUUUUUCAUCCGGAGCUCAGAUGUUAACGAUGUUUAAAUACAUUACGAAAGUAAGGAAAAUCCUUUUUUUUUGGCAUUCAUUCUUCUAUCAGCUUUAUUUUUAGUUCAAUGCGGACAUAACGAUCAAGGUAGCAAUAUCGUGUAACCAUUCUCUCGUGAGUGGUACUACUAGUCAAAGAUUAAUACAAGUAUUAGAAAAGAAUAACAAUUGUAGGUGAGUAGAGGUUACUUUUCCUCUAAUUGACUGGCGUACAUGUACCACUGCUGGCAGAGGUAUUUAGCUAAACAUAAAAAGCACUUAAAAAAAACUCAUAAAGAAAAAACAAAGUAAAUUAAUGUUUAAUGAGUGUAUUUGUAUCAGAUUUUUAACACCAAAAUAACCCCAAAUCUAAAUAUAUUAGUGUAAGAAUGAGUUAAUCUAUAUCAGGGAUUUUGAUGCCGUUCAAAAAACUCGCGGUAGGGUAUUAUCAGGUUUUUGACUCUUGCUCGUUUUUCAAACAGUAAGAAAUUCAUUAUUAUUUUUUUUCUGACAUAGAUAUAUGUUAAAGAUAUUUUAAUACAUUGCAAUCAGCUUUUGAAUUAAGUUGCCAACGUACGAAGCAAAGGAAAAUGUCCUUUCUUUGGCAUCCGUUCACAUCAGUUUUAUUUUUGGUUCAAUGAGGACAUAUGAUCAAGGUAGCAAUAUCAUGCAACCUUUGUCGCGUGAGUUUUGUAAGUAAAAUUGUUUUUCAUGAUAAGGUUGAUACCAAACUGAAGAUUAGGUAAUCCUCUGCAUCGAUCCUAGCUUACAGACAUCCAACCUGUAGUCACAUGAACCUGCAUAACCACAUAAUGGCUGUUGAAUUGUCUCAGACUGUUUCUUUUUGGGGAUAUAUCAUUUUGUUCUUUGCCAAACGAAAUCUGUUAUCUGCGUCGCAAACCUAAAACAAAGGGGCAUGGAAGCCUGUAGCACCACGACCUACCAUGGACCUCCUCGAUCCUGCUUUUCUAUACAAAGCAGCAGCCCCGCACAUGAAAUACUGUUGCGUGCGCGAUAUUGUUAGAGGAAUGUUCGAAAACUCUACACUCAACCGAAAACCACCAUAUGGCGUUCAAACAACUUGAUGACGUCCGUCUUGAAUCACUUCCGUUUUCAACUACCUCCCACCACAGAGAUUCUAAGUUAUCCUUAUCUAUUUUUAAUGUUUUCAAUCCGAAUUGUUUAGACAAGAUAAUUAAAAAGUCGUCAACAAAUUAAAUUUCGCCUAGUGUAUAUUUUUUUAUACAUCGCUACAGGACAAGACCGUGGCAAUCUGAACCAUUUGAUGAAAAAUUACUUAACUCAGCCACUGAUGAAGCAAUUAUUCAGUCCGAAAGUCACAAAGGUAAACGUUUGUGACGUUUUCUUCCAUUUUCUGGCAUAACAACUUAGUGUUGAAGGUAUGAACGAAAUUAACUCACGAUUUACACAUGGUCUUGCGGUCUUCUAAGGUAAGCCAAGCCUGAGAUUAUAAAAUCCAACCACGUGCGUUAAUUGAAACAGCUUUCCCUAUAUGAAGAGCUUUUGUUUGUAAUCGAGUGGACUCUAUAAGUUGUUGGCGUUUAUUUGUUACACUCAUUGCGUUCCUUUGAUUGUGUUAAGAACAAACAAGGGUACAAUUCCUAAAAGUCAACUCUAAGAUUACUCACAAAGCAAUAAAGAUGACCAGAUAAAUGAGGUGAGAAUUUUAAAAAGUUCUAGCGAAUUUCCGGCCUUGGGUCAAAUCAAGAGAGGAUAAUGGGGACAGAGAAGGCAUCCCCCAUACACACCCUAUUUGAUAGGUAAUUCGUCUCGAGUUAUUUUUAAGACCACAGAUCCCAAGGGGGAUUAGACAACAGCCAAUCACAUAGCGCGAAUGUGUUCCGCGUGGAUGACCCACGCUCAGAGCCACGCGUUCUUCACGAACUGACGCAGAACACACUGGCGGAAGACACGGAGAGCGAUAUUGCUAUUCGUUUUGUCGACGAAAACGACUACAGAGAGAUUUCUGCUAAAGCUGUGUCAGCGGAACGGAAACUCAAAAAGAAUCGCCCUUCUUCUCUUGUAUAGAGCUAACAGUACGGCAGGGAAAUCCUUAACACACUGAAUAUUCUCUCAGGAUCAUUUAUAAUCUACAGUUUGAAGAGAGCAAUUUCUGGUUUGAUAUUUGUUCUUUUAUUAGUCUUUUAUUAUUCAACAAAAAUAACACUUGGCGUACCACUUGCUUUAUUGAACAAACGACCAGUUUCAUUAGACCGGCGAAAUUUCUCAUUUUAUUAAAGCACUGAGGUUACGACAACUUCGAGUUAAACUGAUUUCACGGGUUGUUAAAGAGUCCAACGAUUCCCUUUUCCCCGGUGAGCGCCGUCUCAUUUCGCUUAAAUAUUCAGGAAUGCUCUCGAUCUCUUUACGCUUUCAUUGCCUUUCUCCUGACAUGUUUUGCACGGCGUUUAUUCGUGCGAACCUCCACGAAACAUCCACGCUGCGCGCGAGGUAACUUAAUCGCGAUUCUAAAAAUAACUCGAGACGAAUUACCUAUGAAAUAGGGUGUGUAUGAGGGAUUCCUUCUCUAUCCCCUUUAUCCUCUCUUGGUCAAAUUCAUUCACAGUUUCUUCCGGCAGCAAUUGUGAGUAAAUGUUCUGAAAGGGAAUUCCAGGGUGAUUCACAUUUGAUAUCGUAUCUUAAUCUAAGUAGGUUUAAAUUGCAGUAAGCCCGUGAUGCUGCCUUAUAUCCUUGAAUUCCUCCAAAUUUUAUGACAGCAAAUAGUCAAAAUAGGACACAUUGUCAAUGCAUUGACAGAAAAGUAGUAUACAUAAGAUCCCAAUAAAGGAGGUGUGUUGAAGCCACAAAUGUAAUCACUUGACCACAAAUGUAAUAAAGCCCUCAAAUGUAAUAAAAAUUGACCUCAAAUGUAAUAAAACCGUCAAAUACUAUCCAAACCAUAUAUAUACUCGAAAAAGUGUCACCCUUAAUUUAAAUUUAAGAAGGAGAAUUCAAACGCCAGAAAGCUCAAAAACAAGCACCGUAGCGCUCUUUCGAAAAAAUUCCAUUGAAUUUAAUCCAAUAUCCUCACACGUGAAAGAUAAAAAAGUAUCUUCACUGUGCGCGAUGAGGAUAUGAUUUUUUAGUAAAAGGAAAAAUCCUGGUAUUUCAUCAGUAGCUAUAUAACAAUUAUUUAUUUUCAUCACUAAUCUAAAUACCAUACUCUUUAGAAGAAAUGAAAGUUAAAAAAAAAACGAGGUUUAAACUCAUAACAAUAUGCUCCAAGCCUACAUCAGCAAUGGUAAUGAACAUCUUAAAAGGUUUAAUUUGAUAAACAAAAAUUAAUAAGCCCUGCCGUAUUGCUGGGAAAUGCAGCACUCUCGCUUGAUUGGGUUGAAUGUAGGAGAAAAAUAUGUUUAUUCGAAAGAGUGCCGAGGCGUAUAUUUAUUCAGUCUUCUUCCUCUCAUGUGCGACUCUUACUCGGAGGGCCAUGUUGAUUAAAUGCAGUAAAAAUUGUAUUUGACGAAAGAGCGCCGCGGCGCCUUUUUGUUUUUGAUGCCAAGGCUAUUCAGGUUGACGCUCUUUCGAUUAAUUGCGAUAGGAUAUUGUGUUUUUCGAAAGAGCGCCAAGGCGCUUAUUUUUGUUCGACUUAUAUUGAGGGCGGCGUUCUGUCGAGGAUAUACGACUUGAAUAGCAUUUGCCGGGUUACAUUUGCGGUCAAUUUGUAUUACAUUUGAGUGCAUUAUUACAUUUGUGCUAAAUUUUUAUUACAUUUGUGGGGGUUAUUACGUCAAUUUUUACAUUUGUGGCUUCAAGGUGAAAACCAACGUUGCUCUAUUUUCUAGUGAGUUUGGUUUCGUACUUGUAAGAAACUCUUGGCACUAUGUUCCGCGUUCGACCUAACGUCAAAUCCUUCUAAGAAGGACCCCUGUGGGUUGACGUUCUUAAAAAAACAGUUAUAAGUGAACGAUUUUGAACAAGUUUUAAAAGAUGAGAUGGCCAGUUGUGUAGUAAAGAAUCUAAACGUGCCACUUGCCCGACUGAUUGAUACUUCUAGCAAACUGACAACUUUGGAGGUUCAUUCCUGUUGAAACUUCCUUUACCAAUUUGAAAUUAAUUUACACUGAAUUAACAAAAGAGAUCUGGAAAUUACAAAACCAUUCUUGUAAAAAAUCUCUUUGUGUUCAAAUCUUUUUCGCAGAGGUUCUCGUAGUAAUGUGUACUUUGAAUAGAAAAAUAAAAAAGAAUUAGGUUAUGGGCUCUUUCCUCUGCAGAGGCCUCUUUGUGUCUUAGGGGUGUUAGGGAGAAGGUAAAAAUAAAGCGCAGCGCAGGGAGGGAGAUCGGAAGGACAAACAGACAACGAAAGGCCUUCCCCUUUUUAAAAUUAUUUCUCUUUUUAGUAUAACAGAAACAGGUAAAUAAGAGCAAAAAAGGCGACGUUUUGAUGUCAUCGUAACGCCUUUACUAUGUAAACUAUAUAGAACAUAAAUCAUUCAAAUGUAUUUAAAGAGUUUCGAGCCUAGAAUAAUUAGCAUGCUAACAAAGGUAAAUUCCUUAAACAAAUACUUUAGCAUGCACGAGUCAAUUUUCUAGUUCAAGGACGGUGUAUGAUUGCGAAUAAAAAAUAUCUAUUUAAUGAGACAGUCGAAUUUUAUGUUGCGUUUUCCAAGCACGUGGAACUUGUCACGAAGGCACAUAAGUUUGGUGUUGCUGCAUCGUGUUCAUUUACAAAGUGUUUGUAAAUGGGUGACGAUUUCUGUCUGCGACCAUCAAACGUGUUCAUGCAGGUGGCACCGAUUGUAUCCCAUAAUUGUAUCUUGCAUCACACAGGUUACAUUGAAGCAUAAACAGCACAUUAGUAGGCUUGAUUUCUUGCACAUUAAAGUCUUCAUUUAAUUUGUUGCUGAUGAACAUCGGUUGGAUCACGUUUUUAGCCUUUAAGCCAACUGUUAAGACGGUAUUUGACGAAAAAGUUAUUUUAAAGUGCGAGAAAUAAGGCCCCCAGUUGUGUUGCUUAGAAGUUUUAAUGUAACCAGUGUAGUGCAGGAUACACGUUGAAGCGCUACCUGCAUUAAUGCGUUCGUGUUUAAGUCCUUGUUUAGGGGAAAUUAACUUUGUUGAUAUGCUAAUUAUUGGAGACUCGAAACUAAGUUGAAUGUAUUCGAAUUAUUUGUCACUUUAUUUAUAGUCUUUACACUGCCCUUACAAUGACACCGAAAAGUCGACUCCUACAUCUUACUCUCGUUUUUUUCUUGUUUCUUUUUCACUUUUGAUCAUUUUUAUUUUCAUUGGAAUACCCAGUAGCCCAGCCUCUGCGCGAAAAUAGAGUUAUGGCACCUUAAUACAAUUUUUCUCAAUACAUAUUUGACCGUAGUUGGGUUCUUAAUUGCGGACAAGGUUCUUCCUUGAAACUGUUGGCAGGAUUAAAUUUAUUUCGAUGAUUCUUUCAGGGCGAACCGCACAAAAAAAAAUGACGUGGUCGAAAAAGGAAGUGCUGUGGUGCAUCUUGAGACCUUCACUCCUUAUAAUGCUGUUUCUUCAACAAACAACUUCUAAUCAUGACUGCAAAACCUAUAAAGAUGGCGACGUAGUAAUUGGUGGUAUGCUCAAUAUCCACUAUUCUGAAACUGGUGAUCAAUGUAACAGGCUUUCUACAAUAGGACUAGGAAACGCAGAGGCUAUAAUCUACGCCAUUGAGAGAAUUAACAAGGACUCCACUCUUCUACCGAACGUAACAAUCGGCUACGACUUAAGAGACUGUUGUCGAAGCCAUGCAUUGGCCAUGAAGAUAGCCUAUGACUUGAUGCGUGAGGGUGAUCCAGUGUGCAUGUCUAAUCAAAAAGACAGCCUAUCACCCAAUGACUACGUCACAAACAACAGACCCAAGUCCAUCUCAGCACUUGUUGGUCCUUUCAGUUCUGGAAUUGCGGUGCUAGUAGGAAGUCUUCUUCAGGUUUCCGACAUUCCUGCUAUCAGCCCGAGUGCAACAAGCGUGGAGUUGAGUUCACAAAUGUAUAAAGAUUUUUUUAGAAUAGUUCCACCAGACAACUGGCAAGGAGAAGUUAUGGCAGACAUCAUAGAACGCUUUAACUGGACAUACGUGGCGGCUGUCGGUUUAGACGAUUCUUAUGGACGGAACGGUAUUUCGGCGCUCGAAAAAGAGUCCUACGACAGAAAAACCUUCUGCAUUGCUUUUUCCGAGUAUAUUCCGAGACUAGGCAGUGGGGAGAAAAUCAAGCAAAUUGUUCUCCAUAUUAAACGGAAGACUGAAAUCGCAGUGAUCAUCGUUUGGCUUUCUGGUGGUUACGGAAGAGCGUUUUUUGCAGAAGCAACAGCUCAAAAUCUUGAAGAAAAGACUUGGAUACUUAGCGACGCACUAACCGCUGGGGAAGCAGUAUUUCUUGAGUCUCACUUCACAAUACUUAACGGAUCUUUAGGAAUAAAGCCACGUGACCACCACGUUCCUGAUUUUGAAGAGCACCUUAAGAUGAUCACCCCCGCAAAAAGCGUUGAAAGAGGAACAGUUUGGUGGGAAGAGUUCUGGAGAUUACAAUUCAACUGUUCAGCCACGAAAUCCAACGAUUCUGGGAUCGCACCUUGCGAGACAAAUCUGACGUUACAUCAUGCCCUACCAAAGGUGCGCAGCCCCUUUGUAUCCUAUCUCAUAGACGCUGUUUAUGCUAUUGGACAUGCUCUGGAUAACAUUUACAGCUGUUCUCCUACUACACAUGGUGUUGGCAAGGGAGAUAAGUGUCCUUCGGUCGAGCAAACUGUCAAAGGAAGUUACCUAGAGAAAUAUAUCAGAAAUGUUAGUUUUGACGGCUGGACAGGAAAAGUGCAAUUUGACAAGUUUGGUGAUCCUUUAAGUGCUUCAUACGACAUCAUAAACUUCCAAUUUGACUCAACCACAAACGAGGCCCGUCAAAAUGUUUGGAUUGGAGGCUGGAACGAGAACGAUACACCCAAACUUAUGUUAAAUAUGUCCAGGUUACGAUGGAAAAAGUUGUCCACCCCGCUAUCGUUCUGUUCAUCAGAAUGUUUGCCUGGUACCAGGAGGGAAAUCACCUCGCCAUGUUGCUGGGACUGCAUAAAGUGUCCAAAGGGAACUGUCAGUACUGAGAACGGAUCCACCAAUUGCACAAAAUGUGACUCGGAGACAAAAUCAAACGAUAAGCAAAAUAAGUGUGAAAAAUUACCGAUCAUCAACAUCACGCACACAACCGCCUCUGGAAUCGCAAUAACCUUUAUAGCUUCGAUAGGAUUUAUUCUCACGUUGUUAGUUUUCGGUAUCUUCAUCAAUUUUUACAACACCCCGAUCGUGAAGGCUUCUAACAGAGAGAUCUCUUUUCUGUUGCUAUUUGGCAUCUCAGCUCUCUUUAUAUUAGCCGUCCUCGAACAUUCUGAGCCCAGCAAUUUACUUUGCAGUGCGGCAACUUUCUGGCGUUAUUUUGCUCUCAAUCUUUGUGUAACGGUCCUUUUCCUAAAAACGAUGCGGAUCACAAGCGUUUUUGAGGUUGACAAAGUGGCACAUUUGUCAAGACCCUGUUUUAAUACUUUAAAAAGACAAUUGAUCUUUAUUUCUGUUGUAAAUGCACUUCCAAUAUCCCUUCUAGUUCUGUGGAUGUCGGUCGAUCCUCCUGGGAGUGAAAAGAUCAUCCGUUUAGACCAGUACAUUUUUUUUGUGUGCAAACUUUAUUACGGAAACAUCGGCUUCGCGAUGUUCAUCACCGUUUCUUCUUACUUACUAACCGUGGCUCUCUUGUGUACUUAUUACGCUUUCAAAGCAAGGGGAAUUCCUGAAAACUUCAACGAGGCAAAAUACAUAGGAUUCUCCAUGUACAUUCUACUAUUGUCAUCAAUAGCAUAUUACCCUGUGGUGUUUUCUUUCGACAGCUGGUAUGUAACGCUGGUGUCUUGUUUAACGACUUUAGUAUCUGCGUUUGGUUUGUUGGGUUGCAUGUUUGGACCCAGAGUCUACAUUAUUCUUUUCCGUCCCCAGCAGAACACUGUGCAAUACGUCAGGUCCCAAGUGUCAAGUUUCUCGUUUGAAAGUGUGUCAGAAACAAGAGCUUCUCCCAAGCUCAGUAAUGCUGGAGUGACUAAUACCGCUAAGGAACCAGCAAACACAGGGGCUCCUGAAAGCAAGCUCUGUCUGUCACUGCUUUCAGUAAACGUGUCUACGAGAAUCUUCCAAAUUCAAAACCGUAAAGGAAACUAAGUGUCCAAUGUUCGACCAAUGUAUUUUGUUCCCGAAUAACAGCUUUGUAAAAGCCCAUUUCACGUCUACCAAAGCCCACCGAAGCCUCUUGCAGAUACCGUCAUUGAUUUUAAUCGGAAAUGUAUCGCGCAGUAAUAUUAAAAAAGUCUUCACACCAAGUAGGAAGAGUAUUGCCUUAAGUCUUGACUUUAUUGUCGAGCCUAUAACUGUCAGCUAUUAACGGCUGCAAAUAUUGAGGUCUCAACCAUCUACCGUCGACUAUCAUAGAUUAUAAGCCAUCAAAGAUCAAAAAUGUACUUAAUGGGGUUGUCUGUCUUCUCCGGAAUACAGCUUAAGGAAUCCAGAAUCCCACCAAAGACUGGGGUCCGAAAUCCAAGUUUAAAUGACUCCUGUUAUGGUUCCUACAGUGGUCGCAAAACAUGAAAUAUAUCCAUUACGUACUGUUAAGCGAAGAAGUUGUCUAGUUCCUAAUUUGUUAUUUUACAACGCGAAUCUUCUUUAAUAAUGCGACUUGUUUUGAAGGUAAAAUACCUCUGUUAGUGAAAUCAGCAUUUUAAGACUUCAAUAAAGUUGCUAUUUAUAUAAACAGGAUUUCUUUACGUUCCUCUCUGUGUCAGGAAUAUCACAAGGAAUGGGCCUGAAAAACGCUGAAAUGGGAAAAGCACACUUCAGUGUCCUAAAGAUGAGGAAAGUCUGAAGAUUUUUAAAAGUGUCUUUUUUUUCACGCCAUUUUUACGAGAGGAUCAUAAGAAUGUUGUUUUUCCUCGUUGUGUGGUUAAAGACAUUUGUGUACAGCUUGCCAGAUACAUUCAAGACUCUUUCUGCCACUAUUGUUGAACAUUUCCGGAUCUUUUUUUGAGAGAUAAUAUAUAGCCAAGUCUGGGAAGGGAAGUCAAUUGAAAAACUUUUAAAAUCAUUGGUGAAUGAAGAAUCAUCAAAACUAUUUAGCCUUUCUAGAGAAAUAGAAAUUGGUAAACAAGAGUUUUGCUUCUUCAGACAUAUAUUUUACAUCAGAAAACUUUCCCCUCAUAAGUGAGGAUGGAGACAUAUAAAAUAGUCUAGAUUGAACAUUGUCAUUACUGGAAACUAAAUCCAGUAAAUCAAUCUUGUCAGUUCGUGUCCUUAAACUGCACCAUGAAUUCUUGGCGAAAGGUUCUUAGUCGCUCAAACAUUAGAGCGAACGUCUCUUCAGAAGAAUAGUGAUCCUACCAAGAAAGAUAAAAACAUGAAACCGUUUUACGUUAUUUCCUUCGUAUGGAUAGUGGGUCUGAAAAAUCAAAACGUUUUGGCUUAUUUCAACCCAUAAUGUGGAGAUAAAACUAGGUCCAAUUUCAUCAGACUCUCACACGCUGACAGAACGUCGCUUUUACAGACAAGUCGCUUUUAGGACGCCUUUUCCCACGUAAGUUUAAGCUCUGGUCCAUACCGUAUAAUCCCGGCUGUAAGCCCUUCUAUUUGUAAACACCAACUUUAUCCCAGUUGCAGGCCCUCCACAAAGCCCCCAUCAUCCCGGCUAUGGGCCAAUCUGUGUAUACCCUUAUUGCGUUCGUCAGCACGCAUCCUAAUUUGGUGCUCCUGUGGUACAAAGGCAGAAUAUUUCGAGUUAUCACGUGCGACUGCCGAUUAGCCGCCCCUAUUAAUUUUGUCAGGGGCAACUCGGCCGCAGGAAACUGGACUCCUUUGGACUCGUUUUCCUUUUUGUUAGUCUCGUUUUUGUGCAGAUGUCAUGCUAGUAGAAUAAGGCGAACGAGGGUCCAUAAUCAAUGAUUAUAACUAGUUAUAUGGGCGGUCCCGCGAACGAACAAGAUGAGGUGAAUAAUGUGUUCUGAUUGGUUACAGGAGCAAAAAAAGAAACAUUGAUAAUUUGCAAUGUACCAUGGGAUUCUUGUUGACGACCCUUUUCUGUUGUGUCCUUUGCCUGUUUCUUUUGGAAACGCGGUGGGGGGAAAGAGGGGUCUUUCAAAUUUAAAGGUGCAGUCGAUCUAAUCAAUCUAAAUAUAUUAGAUAAGCCUGUGAAAACCUUGUGACACAAGGGCGCAAAUGAUAUCACAGAGAGAUUUAUAAAAUCAUCAAAACUCCGACCUGAAGUUGAUGGCCCUUGUUAAUUCAAAUCUUACGUGUAGUAAAAGUUGUUGCCGCUGCCUUUCAUAUCAAAAACCUGGCCAGGAAUCAUGUAAAUUCCAGUUUUCUCCAGCGCCUGCCAACAGUAAAACUCGUCUGGUGGCAUUUCCUUGGCCUAAAUAACAAUGACCAUACAAACUGAACUCAGUAAAGUCAAAAAAUAUCUACACAUUACUUUUGUCCACCCCAAAUCCUGACUCCUCGCUCACCAAACAGACCACAUACAUACUUUCCUUUUAAGGGGAAUAUCUGCAUUUCAAAGAAUCACUCGAUGAGGCCUUUACUGGGAGCUGGUACUAGAUCGAUACGACAUAUGGAAUUUAGCAAUGCAAUAUGGAAAGUUGAGAAAGUGAAAUUUUAAUUUUCGCGGGACAUUAUCAACGGCCUGAAUAAGAUGGGAGCCUGUAGCGUCCUUUUCACUUUUUCUAACCGAAGAACGCCUUUUAUGAAAACUGACUCGGCGGGAAACGGGUUGGCAUUCGUCUUAUAUAAGGUACAUCCACAAGACUCUUGGCUUCUACAUCAGACGUUGUGGAUUCCGGAUUUUAUGCUGUAGAUCCCGGAUGGCAGGUACUGGAUUCGGUAUUCCUUGUCCAUGAAACGUGGAUUCCAGAUUUCGAUCGUAAGCGAGAUUCCUGGCUUCCCAUAUAGAGCAGGCCCCAGCUGUUAAAAAGGUGGAUAAAGUAAUCCACCGGAUAAAUCCCUAUCCAGUGGAUAGUGCAAUAGGCCCUUUGCAGCUAUUCAUUCACGUGGUAAAAACCGCCGUGCUGGAGAGCAAAAGUCGCACUUGGACAUGACAAACAAAGAAAAUUACCAUUUAAAAUUAUGUCUUUUGUUUGUCUUGUCCCAGUGCGGCUUUUGCUCUCCAGCGUGGCGGUUUUGUCCCUCGUGAAUGGCUAGCUGCAAAGGGCCUAUUGGUUUCGCUAAUACUUAUCCACUGGAUAGUGAUUUAUCCCGUGGAUAACGCUAUCCAUCUUAUGAACAACCGGGUCUGAAUUCCGAAUUUCAAACACCAGAACUGAUUCCGGAUCAGUCCACAAGAAACAAAUUCCCGGGUUCCGGAAUCCGGAUUACCGUACACUUAUGAUAUUCAUUACUGACAGUAUUCUGCAGUAUGGCACUAGAAAUCAGGGCCGGAAACAGGACAUGAUACCUUGGCUGCCUCGAUGGCUUUCUUUGGAAGUGUUAUCCUCGGAAACGCAUACAUUGCACCUGCCACCUCGUUACACUUAACAUUUUCCAUUGAGUUAAGAACCUCCGUUGUCAUCUUUGCUUUCUUCCUGUGCGAAUCCUUGAUGGAUGUUACUUCCUGUACAACGAGCUAAGCAAAAUAAUAAUAAUAAUAAUAAUAAUAAUAAUAAUAAUAAUAAUAAUAAUAAUAAUAAUAAUGCAUUAGGCAUAGAUAUGAAAAGAUUGGAGAUUCACGUUUAUUAUUUCCCUAGUACGUCGCACUUGAAGGUCAUUUUCUAUGCACUUAAGAAGACUGCCAAAUAUUUCGGGAAUAAGUCGGAAUUUUUUUGUUUUGGAGGCAAUGUCACAAUCUUUGGGUGACAAUACAAUACAAUACAAUUCAAUAAAAUGCAAAGCAAAGCAAUGCAAUGCAAUACAAUACAAAGCAAUACAAUACAAUAAUGUUAUAACCUUUAUUUAACGCGGUCAAAUGUGCUUCAGUAGCUAAAUAGCUACUUUACAGACAUGAAGGAAGAAGGUUUAAAUUCUUGCAAUUGAGAUAAAGCCUGAAACAUGUUAUAACCGUAGCGGCUUAUGAGACAUAUGUUUAAAAAUAAGAGCACAAAACAGGAAUGGCCUAAUUAUUCCAAUGGGAUUCAUGCAUAUAGUGUAAUAAAAAAACUAAAAGAAAUUAAUACAUUUUGGCGCGCAAAUAAUAGCGGUGCCCUGGGAAGAGGAACUCAUUCACUCGCCGCCAGUCCCUACGAAGGCCAAAGGAUCUGUAGUAAAUUGUGUUCUCUUUUAUGCUAUCUUGCACUUCGAAUUCUGUUUUACUUGGAAUAAUUUUAUCAAAAAAAAAUUCAGGAAAAAUUCAGGAACUAUCGACAUGAAAUAAGUUAUAAAUUGAAACUGUAAGGACACCUAGAGAAACUACAGCUCGUGUCCUACUUUGCUUCAAUGAUGCACGGACGCCGCGAAAUAAUCGUUGUAGGUGUCCAUCAAAUAAGGUCGAUUGAUAGUGGGCUGAUUAAAACAAGGAAGUUCAAGUUAACAAGAAGCAUAAUUCAGCAGCAAAUUUUUAUUUAUUUAGUGGGGGUAGAUACAUUUAGAGGUAAAAAAUGAUGACCAAGACAAUUAUUCAUGGUAAUUACUGAUUGAAGCUUUAAUAGUGAAAUAUUAUUUCUCAAAACAGAUGUGUGGAUAAUUUAUAAGAACGUAUAAAUCGAGGAAAGAUUAUUUUUCGCUGGAGUUACUUCCAACGCAGACGUCUUUUACAAGCCGAACUGAUAUUUUCCAAACAAAAACUAUUAAUAUACUUUUUCGCGUCAUCAGUUGGGACAUCCAGCAAAGCAUUUGCGAAAGGUUAGUUAUUUAAACAAAACGACACGGCUGAACAAAACUUGCCUGUACACAGACGUUGUUUUAUUUUUCUUUUCGUUCUUUUCGAAAACAUCGGCGAGCGAGAAAGAGCGCGGAGCGCGAGAAAGAAAAAUAAAAGAAUUUUCUCCUUCCCCACCCCUUAAACCCCUUCCACUGGCGGUCUCAGUAAAUCCCGCGCGGUUUAGUUUUUCAUCACGCCGGCUAGACGGACUUUGAAGAGAAAAUAGAGGGUCUGUGAACAGGCUAGAACAAAGCGAAACAUGUUAAAGGUUUUUACUGCGGUAUCAUGCGGUCAGUGAGCAUAAAUGUAUUGUUAAACAUACCAGUUAUAGAGCGAUAGAUAUAUUAAUCUUAAAGAAGUAAAUAUAAUUCCUACUUAGACCGCGGUUUAGGACAUUCAGUGGACCUUCAGAUCUUUUCAAGCGUAGUAGGGGAACCCAACGACUGUUUUCUGUUAGAAGAUUAAGCACAAUCAUUUUUUUCUGGAAAUUUCUAUCUAGAUAGCUCGAGAAACUGGGUUAAAAGUUCCAGAUGAAAUUCAUAUAAGUUAUUCGAAGUUUCAGUCUAUUAACUGUUCUAUAAUUUUCUGAACGUUUAGUCAUCACUUCGUAAAAAAGGCCGGACUUCUAAAAUUUUCGCCUUUGGAAACAGUAAAGGAGAGUGGUAUCGCAAAAUGGUGAGUUUCCAGUAAAAAAUUAAGAUUUAAAGCAUCAAAGAUUUUGGGACGCCCUAGGACGGACCAAACAGAUUAAAUGUUACAGAGCUUUCUAGAAAGCAUUUGCAAAGCUUUGAAAACAAUCUAAAAAGAUAUCCUAAAAUGGUUUUUGAAGAAUAUUGGAGAAAGCCGGCGAUGGGUAUAACAGAUAUCUAAUCUUUAAGAACCGAACAAACCUAAGUUCUAUACCUAGAUCACGUUUUAGCUAUAGGACAAUCGGAAGUGGCCACGAGAUGUUUCACAUGUUUCUGAUGUAAGUUGUUUCAAGUAGCGCGUGUUUCUCUCCUCCUCAAAGUGAUAAUUGACUUUCUUUUCGUCUGGUUUCCUCUGACCUCUCUAACAAACAUUGCAGUCAUUUCAUUAGAUCGGAUGCAUGCAACAAUCCGUCCCUUCAGGCAUCGCCUCGUCAAAAAGUGGGUAUACGGAGUAACAAUUGCUGGUGUCUGGGUUUUAGCUGCAAUGCCGGUAUCAACUGCCACUUUAAUACUUCAGCAAUAUGGGAAGGAAUGGUCGUAUCAUUUUUACUUAUGGCAGUCAUACUGUUGUUUGUGUCUAUUGGUUAUCUGUGUUUCUUACUCUCACAUUGUUGUUAAAUUUUUGUGUGGAGCGCAUCCUCAGCACCAUGGUGCAGCCAACAGACAAAGGAAACUAACAGUGACAUUAUUCAUAAUGACUAUCGCAUCCUUACUGAUGUGGCUACCAUAUGCGGUUUUUAUUUUUCUUUUAUUUCAAUCUAGUCUCAAGAAAUUCCUUUCUUUCCAGGAAUCAACGCGUUUGGAGUUUUCUUUAAAGAUUCUAUAUUUGAUGAACUCGCUUGUUAAUCUCAUCGUUUACACAAUCAGAAUUCCAGAGUUUAGGAAAGCUCUCCUGCUGUUAUUUAAAUGUCAACGAAGACAAAAUGCCCGAGAUAUUCCUCUUCAUGCGCUUUAAUGUACUUUGUUUAACACUUGGAAGCCAACUAAUGAUUUCGUCAUCUUCAUAAAAAAAAAAGUAGUUGAUUGUAUACUAUUAUUGCGGCCUUCAAAGUUCGAUAAAAAGGCUGGAAAUAAAAGUUGUGGUGCAAUUUUUUCCUUGGUUCAAAUGCUUUUUUCCUUUGUUUUAAACUCUGUCACAGUUUACCUGUUAUUUUAAGGGGCUGUGUCACGGCUGUUUGGUUCAUUGGCCGUAAUAUAGCCACUAAUAACGCGUCUUAAACCGCUAAGGAACGUAACGUUGGCAAAAAAACUUCCCCAUCUGUAAAUUCUAAAUUGGCUUGACAUAGAGAUUUACCUCUGCUUAGAAUUCGUUAUAAGAGGACAUAAAAUGACCUCUCUUUUCAGUGUCUUUUGUUCUUUAGAGUAACUAAAAGCCUCCUAAUUGUCAACGCCUCCAAUCUUGGAGUGGGUAAAUACUGCCGUUAAACCGUAUUAACCAUCUACUAUCGCGAAACUAUAGAUACGAGGAAUUGGUUUGGACCUUGUUAGGAACAAAAUGACAUAAAAUUGUUUACCUCUUCAGCCCAGAGUCUAGCCUGCGUCGCAGACGUAAUUUAACCCCGGUGAUGAUAAAUUUCAAUCUUUAAAUAAACUAACUAGCGGGCUGUAGAAUGAAGGUGAAUUUCUUGAACUCACCUAAAGCAAUUUUUGAAUUUGAAUUUCAUUUUACGGUAAGGCGUUAUUGCAUCUGUUUAUUUGCUGGCAAAGUACUCACACUAGUCUCUAACCUGCAAUUAUUGAUUAAUACUAUUUCAUCGUUAAUCAUAACUAUAACAAAAUUGUCAAAUCUGAUUGGCUAUCAACUGCCCUGAUUUCAGCCUUAAUUGGACAGUUUAAUAGGACAGUACGCGUCAUGCCUAAGUAAUUGGACAGUAAGCGCCAUCACGCGCGCGCUUAAAUGGCUUUUUUUUUUCACUGCUAGCAAAACAAAAUUUCGAAUUUCUUGUGUUUUGAUUUAAAAAUAGCCUAUUAUAUCCUAAAUUUUGUUGAAGUUAUGAUUAAUUGGUAACAGAACUUCGUGUCGUCCAAUUCGGUCUGUAAUCAUACUCGUGAUUAUAUUAAACAAAUAGGACUCCCGCUACGCGGUCGUCCGAUUUUGUUAAUCACUCGUAUGAUUACAGACCGAAUUGGACUCCACUCAGUCCUGUUACCACUACUUAUCAUUGGCUUAUAUCCUCACUUCUGUACGAGCUGGCAUUCUUCUGUUAUUGGAUGAUUGACGUCAAUCGUCCAAUAACACAGUUGAACCGCUUAAUGGAGGUUGGCCGCUCAAUAGAGGUUCGCCAUAAAUAAAAAUAAUCUUUAGGGGAAACAUCACUUCAAUUUAAAACACUUACGCAACGGGAGCAGUAUUACCGGUAACGGUCAUCACUUUCUAUCUUGGACUGUUCUUUCCUUAAUAAAGCCAAAAUAAGUGUAACAAGCGCUUGAUGGCCACUUAAUAGUGGUGACAACAAUCACGGUGAAAAGGUGGUCGCGGCCGCUAAAUAGAGGUUUCAUUUGUAAUUAUUUUCUUCCAUUGUGUCGGGACUUUGAUUACUGGCCGCUUAAAAGAGGGUGGCUGAUUAAUAGGUGGCUGCUUAAUGGAGGUUCAACUGUAGUAACUUUGGCAGAAUGUCACACAAGGACAGCGGCUCAGAGGCUCAGUUUUGGGAGUACUAAACUUAAAAAAAUAGCGGAGGAUUUCACAGCUAUGCUAAGAAAAUUGGCCCAAUCAUUUACUCAAAAAUAUACCCAGACUACACAAAAAUGACACAAGAAGGACGUGUGGAGGGAGUGUGGCCAAGCGAUUAAAGUGCUGAACUUGCAAUUCGAAGGGCCCAAGUUUAAGUCAAGCCCUAACUGCGGGCCGGAUUUGUUCUCGGGGGUCCGGAAUUCAAAUCUUCCGUCACGCUUGUAAAUAGCCAACUGGUUUGCCUCUGACCAGUUGGGAUUCGGUAACUAUGUUAUGUUUAUUUGAAUUAAUUGCUUGGCCCUACCAGCAGCCUGCCGAGAUCAAGGGAUUAUUAUUAUUAUUAUUAUUAUUAUUAUUAUUAUUAUUAUUAUUAUUUUACCUUCAACUAAAUUUUGAAAGAAAAGGCUAUAAGGAAAUUCAUCUAUAUCAUCUGUCGAGGAGAUGGCAAAAUGUUUGAUAAAAUUUCACGUAGGCGUGAGGAUGCUAUGUUGGAAAUGUACUCAUUCUAAACGAUAAAAAAUCAUUGAUAGUAUGAUAUGAAGUAUUAUGCAAAUCUUAGAGAGUGCGUGUCGUCCGCCUAAGCAUCUGCCUCCGAGCUCGAUCUGCAUAAUUCUAAAUAUCAUAAUCAGCCUCACUCAUUGAUAACUUGCUCAGAGCUGAAUAUCAGCAUUUGCUAAUGAGAGAAAAGAAAUUGAACAAGCAUUCGUCGAGUGAAACCUGAGCUCGUGUUUUUUUUUCUGUCACACCACUGUACUUCCUUUCAGUAAAAUUUAUUGUGGGCAACACGUUUUGUAUAUGGGCCUUUGUUCUCUUUGUAGCUGGAGAAAUGUUGACUCCCAGAGUAGUCUUGGACAUUUUUCUUUUAAAAAACUAUUUGUCAUCCACCAGCAAUAACUUGGCCAGGUGUUGUGUGCAAAAAUAACGUUUUCAUUAUUCACACCGACAAAAGAGAAACACUUUAUGGACUGCUGUAAACAAAAUUUGUGCAUCUUCAUUUCAAAUGGAAACAUUUCUCUCUUUUCGAAACUUGGCACGCAUUUUGUACCUUUUUCAUCGACUUUUCUUUGUCUUUGAUUGAAAGUUACUUCAUUUUAGUGAUCUUUUCCGUUCCUUUUACUUGGCGCUCAGUCCAUAACUCUACAGGAACUUCCAACAGAACAAUUGCAUGAUGACGUUUUUCAAGCUUUUUAGUGAAGCAAAGGCAUUAAGCAUUAUUCGAGUAUUCGCAAGUGAGUGGAAUUUCUUGGAAAAUUACUAUUUUUUCUCGGAUAACAAACUGAAACACCAGAAAAUAUAUUAAUAUUUCAACUCAAUACAGCCGUGUAGAGGUCACUUUUUGCGUUAUUCAUAGAACCCUUAACCUGUAUGCAUUGAUGUCAUACAGGUAUUGCUUAUACAUUAUCAUUAGCAUUAAACCUUCUUAAAACGUUCAGAAUUAAUAAAGAUGAGCUACUCUAUCCAUUAUAUGAUGAGCAUUAUUAUCCGAGCAUUUUAAGGACCCUUUACGGCGACAGAGCAUUAAUUUUUAUUAGUGAAAAUAGAGCAAUUUAAGGUGGAGUAUUUCAAUGGGAAACAAAAACACAGUUUACAAAAGCCUAUUAAUUGCUAGUACGAUCGUAAUUAUGAUUGACGGCAGAGAAAAUUGCAAUUGUGAGCUGGCUUUUAAAAUUCAGAGUUUGCGUGUCAUUAAAAAUCGCCUAAAAAUAGCCGAGAAAAUAGGCACCACGUUAAAAAACGGAGUUUAACAUUAGGGGAAGUUUAAUGUACUUAAAGUCAACUUGCAAUUAAGGAAAACAGAGCUGCAAAGUAUUAAAUGGACAACAGAAAAAAAAGUUAUCAGCAUUAUAAUCCACCGCUAUCUUGGGUCACGUGAUACCAAAUCGGAGGGCGGGUAUCAAGCAAUACACCCCUUUCGCGUCGAUAUUUGCCCAACGAUUUUUUAGUGACAAGAAUGCAUGACAAAGUCAAAAAUGUGAGUCUCCUUUCAGUUUUUAUCUUCUUUAAUAAUGCCAAAUGGAAGCAGUAAAGACAAACUUGUUUUUAUAAUCCAGUUACACUAACAUUUUGAGCUAGUCGCAACUGACAGUUCCGGAAAAUACAAAGGAAUCUAGGAAUAAAAUAAGCCUAUGCUUCGAAGAUGAGCAAACUUUACAAAUCAAUAUUAGAAUGAAUUGCUACAGAAACUUGAAUACACUCUUUUAGGCAGUCAUAGCUGUCAGCUAUGGAAAAGAAUACUACAAACAAAGUGUUUGAAAUAAACCAUUUUUGUGUUACAGCAUGGAGAAAAGAGAGAGAAAAGCGUAACGGGCAAUGAAAACGAUAAAUCGAUUAAGUCGUACAGUGCGCCACUGUCUACAGAGCAACAGUCUGAGUGAUUAUCAGGCGAUUUGUAACUCAAGUAAAUUCCGGUCAGUUUUCAACCUUUUCUUACAGCUGGGCCCCAUUAGUUCCUCUACAGUUAUUUUUCUAUGACUUCCUCAGCUUCCACUAUCAAGCACAGCAGCAACAAAGCUAGGUUUUGCCAACAGUCCACUAAUGUAAGCUUAAAUCCUUCAACUGCUCCAAUUCAUCAGAUUCUGUGUUUCAUAGUUGAAAUUACUUUUCUAGCCCUCACGGCGGCACUUAGUGAUAUGGUUGGAUUCUAUUUACUUGUCCAUUAGAAACGUGUCUUUUAAUUGUUUUCGAACAGUGUUGUCGCUAAAAUAUAAACUAAAGGCGCCGUGUUUUCGAGUUUUGAUAUAUGGAGCGUUGCGAGAGUUCAAGUUUGACAUGACAGCCUGUCAAGCCCUGGUCCAAUCACAGUUUAAAUAAAAAAUUAAACCAAUUAAUGAUCUUGUUUGCGUCAUGUGCACGCGUGCUCACCGCUUGUUUUUGUUCUCUCCCAAAAUGUUGGAGAUUUAAAAAAUUAAUGGCUUCUUGGGCAAAUGUUUAUUAUUCAAUCUCUCAAUCCAUUCAAUCUCUCCGCCGCAGGCAUUAUCCUUCGAUGCACCAGGCGCCGGAAGGGGCUUAUUUAGUAAAUAGACGUUUCUACAAUUUCGACAAAAGACUUUCUGAAUAAGGACCCUUUUAAUAUCAAAGAGAAAUUGCUAUGACGUCAUCAAUAAUGAUAUUUUACCAAACGACUAACAAGACUUACGAUUAAUUUGAAAUUCAAAUAAUAGUUCCUCUUACCUUAAUGACAAAGGAAGCCAAUUACUGACCUUAAAAAGAACGGUUUGAAUUGUUUCUAAAACAUUAGCUAGGGCCCCUUAAAACUCCAAGCUGUUAGUGGCGAGGAGAGAAUUCUCACACAGUAACGUCAAGGUAAGUAAUAUAUCAUUUUUGAUAUGUAACAUCACUAUGUUAAAUUCUGGAUUCUAAGUCUGGAUCCUUGUGAUAACCUUAGUACGGUAUUUUUUCACCUAAAUGGAUUGUUUUGACACCUUGACAGCAUUGCAAUUUUUUUCCCUCGGCUGGUUAUUUUGCCGUUUUUUAUACAUUAUCAGGAAACUGUUACUCAAAUUAAGCGCGCCGGCCCGAACUACUAGACAGUGAAGCCUUUUGUUAUCUACACAGCAGAAAUGGUCAACGGGAAUUGAUUUUUUAAUAGUGUAAGGUAUAAAGCAGCAAUGGUUCGCUAAAGGUGUACCCUAGGAAAAUAAAUGGGUUUGAAUUGAUGUUGACUCCAGAAAACCCAUGUAGUUGUCUUCUGUAAAAUGGUUAACUUGCUAAGAGAAUUAUUUUGGAGCUGAGGAACUUUCUAACCAUUGAUGUUGAGAGUAAAAAGAUCGCAUCUUUCCAAUAAUUUAAAAAUCAACAUGGAGAAUAACGCAAACCAGCUGAACACUGAGCUCCCAUAUUAUAGCUAUAUUAUGUUAACAAGUAAGAAUAUCUAUAUGUGAAAGGUUUGAACCCAGGAGUCAUUUCAAAAGUAGGUUGAGUUUGAUCGUCCGGGUGAACGUAGUCCUGAAUAGAGGACUGUUGUUGUUGUCAGUGACUGAGAUCAACAACCAGAAUAUAAUACCAUCAACUGACGUGAUACAACUCACUUUGACUCUGAAGAAAUAAGGAACAUAUAUUUUAGUGUGGCUCUUUCUUUGGUAGAAACAAAGAAAAACACACAAAUGUUUUCGAAAUCUCUUUGUUUUUUCUAUUUUGCCAACACUCUUCUUGUGCGCCCGUGUGCCCCUGUCUAUAUAACCAGGAAUUGAUCUACGUAAAUGACGACCGUAUAGCUAGCUCUGAGUGUGAUAUACCCAGCUGUGUUUCUCAAACAACUGGUACUUUAGCUACAAGAUACCGGUUUAACAGAGCAAUUACCAAAGUGCCAAAUGAUUAAUGGUAUCAAAUGGCAAAUGACUUCACGAGGUCAAAUUGCUCGGCCAAAUUUCAAAUGACCCCCUCGACGAAACCAUUGCUGAGCAUGAAGAAUAAAUUGAUUAGUUUAAUUUGAAAAGGCUUGUUGCAAAACAGAUGGCAACAAAUUGUUAUUUCGCUUCGCGUGACAGCGAAUAUGUUGCGUUUAAUACUAAAAUUGUAAAAAUGAAAAGCUAUGUCAUUAAUUAAUGUUUAAUAAACGAGCAGCAGUGUUUUAUGGUACCCCAAAGUCAACAGGUGCAGUAAAAAAGUAGUCUUUAAAAAAAAUUUCCUUGAAUGGCCGAAUGGUAGGUAAACAAAAAUCCAGUACUCGAGCCUUGCGUAAUCACGACUGGCAAGUCGAGAGUGCAACGCUUGGACACUGCUAUAGCCAAUUACCGCUGAGUCACUGAAUUUUUGGCUGAUUAAAUUGGUGAAAGAAAAAAGUUUAAUAGUAAAUAUACUGCGAGUGUUAUUUUGAAAGAACAUUAAUUUUAUUCACCCACCAUUCGUUGUGUCAGUUGUUGUGCUGAUGAUUAAUAUCCAUUAGUCAUUUGCAGUGACAUUUAAUACAUCUGAUAAAACACCGCAUACUAUUGAGGGGAAGUUUUAUCAGAUAUAAUGUCAGGCAUGCGACUACUAUCGACCACUUGAUGUUUCAAUGGCUUAUGAAUUAUUAAUGAGUUAUUGAAGACAAGAUUUGCCGCGAAAUUAACAGAGCCUUUUUUCCCUUUAUUCUGACUUGUGGACACAAAGCCGUUUUGAAACGGUUAGCAAGAUUAAAUCUAUAUUUCUAUUGUAAUUUUUUUCAGGUCAAACCACACACAGAAAAUGAGCUGGAAGAAAAAUGUAGUGAUUUCCUGCAUUUUAAGACCGCCACUCUUUAUAUUGCUGUUUCUUCAACAACUAACAACUUCUUACGAUGGGUAUAGAAUUUUUAAAGAUGGCGACGUGAUGGUCGGCGGUAUUCUCAAUGUUCACUACAGUAACUCGGAAACUGGUGAUCAAUGUAACAAGUUUUCUAGCAUAGGACUAGGAAACGCAGAGGCUGUGAUCUACGUCAUUGAGAGCAUCAACAAGAAUUCCACUCUUCUACCCAACGUGACAAUCGGUUACGACUUAAGAGACUGUUGUCGAAGCAAUGCAUUAGCUAUGGAAAUAGCCUAUGACUUCAUGCGUGAUAGUGAUCCAGUGUGCAUAUCUACCCAAGACGGCAGCACCUCUCCCAAUGGCUAUGUCACAAACAACAGAACCAAGACUAUCUCUGCGCUUCUUGGUCCUUUCCAUUCUGAAAGUGCGGUACUAGUAGGAGGCCUUCUUCAGGUUUCUGACAUUCCCGUCAUCAGCCCGAGUGCGACAAGCGAUGAGUUGAGUUCACAAAUGUAUAAAGACGUCUUCAGAACAGUUCCUCCCGACAACUUGCAAGCGGAGGUCAUGGCAGACAUCAUAGAACUCUUUAAUUGGACAUACGUGGCGCCCGUUGGCUUGGAUGAUUCUUAUGGCCAGAGCGGUAUUUCGUCCCUGGAAAAAGAAUCAUACAACCGGAAAACAUUUUGCAUCGCUUUUUCUGAGUAUAUACCACGGCUAGGCUAUGACGAGAAAAUCAAGCAAACUGUUCUCAAGAUUAAGCGGAAGACUGAAAUUGCAGUGAUCAUCGUUUGGCUUUCUGGCGGUUACGGAAGUCAAUUUUUCAAGGAAGCAAAUACUCAAAACCUUGAAGAAAAGACUUGGAUACUUAGCGACGCACUGACAGUUGGAGAAGCAGUAUUUCUUGACUCUCCUCUUACAGUACUUAACGGCUCUUUGGGAAUAAAGCCACGUGACUAUCACGUUCCCGAUUUUGAAGAGUACCUCAAGAUGAUUACCCCUGCAAAAAACAUUGAAAGAGGCACAGAUUGGUGGGAAGAGUUCUGGGGAUCACAAUUCAACUGUUCAGCCACGACAUCGAAUGAUUCUGAGAUCACACUUUGCCCGAGAAAUCUGACGUUACACCAUGCAUUACAAAAGAUACGCAGCUCCUUCGUUUCGUAUGUUAUUGAUGCCAUUUAUGCCAUUGCAUAUGCUCUAGAUAGCAUUUACCGCUAUUCUCCUAAUAUACAUGGUUCGGGUGAUAAAAGUACUUGUCCCUCGAUCAAGCCGAAUGUCAGAGGAAGUGAUCUAAAAAAACACCUCAGAAAUAUUAGUUUUGACGGCUUGACUGGCAAAGUGCGAUUUGACAAGUUUGGAGAUCCUUUAAGUGCUUCAUACGACAUCAUAAACUUCCAGCUUGACUCAACCACAGGCAAGGCCCGCCAAAAUAUUUGGAUUGGUGCUUGGAACAAAGACACCACACCAAAACUGAAGAUAAAUAUGUCCAGGUUAUUAUGGAAAAAUUUCUCCACCCCUUUAUCCUUCUGUUCAUCAGAAUGUUUGCCUGGUACCAGGAGAGAAAUCACCUCGCCAUGUUGUUGGGAGUGUAUUAGGUGUCCACAGGGAACUAUCAGUACGAAAAGCGGAUCCACCAACUGUACAAAGUGUGAACCAGAGACAAAAUCAAACGAAAAGCAAAGUAGGUGUGAAAAACUACCAGUCGCUAACAUCACGUACACGACUGCCUCUGGAAUCGCGAUAACAGUGGUGGCUUCGAUUGGUUUUGUUCUCACGUCGCUAGUUUGUGGCAUCUUCAUGAAGUUUUACAACACCCCAAUCGUGAAGGCGUCUAACAGAGAGAUCUCUGUUCUGUUGCUCUUUGGCAUCUCAGCUCACUUUAUAUUAGCAGUCCUCGAUCUUUCUGAUCCAGGCAAUUUACUUUGCAUCGCAACAACUAUCUGGCGCUAUUUUGCUCUCAAUCUUUGUGUCACAGUCCUCUUUUUGAAAAUGAUGCGCCUCACAAGCGUUUUUGAGGUUGACAAAGUCUCUCAGUUGUUCACAGCGUGUUAUAAAACUUUAAAAAGGCAAUUGAUUUUCAUUUCUGUUUUCAAUGUUCUCCCAAUCACUCUGUUAGUUCUAUGGAUGUCAGUCGAUCCCUCUGGGCGUGAACAGAUCAUCCGUUUAGACGAGUACAUAUUUUUUGUGUGCAAACCUUAUCAAACCAACAUCGGCUUUGCGCUUUUCAUUGCCGUUUCUUUUUACAUACUAACUGUGGCUCUCUUCUGUGCUUAUUACGCUUUUAAAGGACGAGGUAUUCCUGAAAACUUCAACGAGGCAAAAUACAUAGGAUUCUCUAUGUACAUUCUAUUGUUGUCAUCAAUAGCAUAUUACCCAAUGGCGUUUAUGUAUGACAGCUGGUAUGUAAUACUCGUGUCUUGUUUAACGACGUUAGUAGCUUCGUUCGGUUUGUUGGGUUGCAUGUUCGGACCCAAAGUUUACAUUCUUCUUUUCCGCCCCGAGCAAAACACCUUGAAGAAUCUCAGGUCUCUAGUGUCAAGUUUCUCGUUUGAAAAAGCACAACGAAUGAGAGCCCUGCCCCUAGCCAUUAAUGCCGACGUGACUUAA